UCCGGGCUGCUGAGGGCCAUGGCGCUGGGUGCUGCCGCCGAGGGCGCGUCAGCGUGGGACGCUUCGCCGGGACCUGUGAGGCGUCCGGCGCCCGUCUGACAUCUUCCAUACGCUCAGGAGGGGGUGGACGGCCACGAGCGAGCGGCCGCUGAGGAGGCGUCUUGGACCGGCAGCUCUGUCUGUCUGUCGCCCCGCCGCAUUGAUGAUUCGGAGACCUAAUCAUGAUUUAAUAAAAUAAAUAAUUUCUGCAGCGAGCGAGCGGAGCUCCGGCGGCGCUCGGAAGCUGAGCGGACUCACAGUCCGGUACCGGCGGCCGGAACCAGGAGAUCCACAGUCCGGUGUUUGUGAGGGAUCGAUCGAUCGAUCGGUCGAUCGAUCGGUCGGUCCGGUCCAGCGCAGGGAGCGGGGAAGAAAAAUGAUGAAUCCGGUCCACGCACGCACGGCCGCGCGGGUGCGAGUGCUGACCGCGGACCCUUGAUUCAGCCUCGAGUGGCUGCACGACAGUGUCGACACCCGGCUCCGAACCCGAGGCCCCGGACGGACUCAGACGCGACGGUCCGAAGAGGUGCGAGUCGAACCCGCCCGCCCGGCCGCCGUCAGGUGGAGGGAGGCUGAGGGAGGGACGGACGGACGGACGGACGGACGUGAAAACAAGCCAUCCUUCAUGCUUGGGGCCUUUGCGCUGUCCGCUCGGGCUGCGGUUCGAAUCCCUGGGAACCGCUGUCGGACCCACCCUGUAGCCCUUGCUGAACGUACCCGCCGUACACUGUGCUCGGUGCGAGCGAAGGCGUCUCGGAGAGCUGUGUCCGGGGACGGUGCCCUCCAGCUGCGCUGAGGCUCCUCGCUCGUGCCGUAGAUGGACUAUGUAGGACAGCUGAAAGGCGCAUCCCGUCACCCGUUUACACGCCUCACGAAAAACUGGUCGGCGAUUUCUUGCUCGGGGUACCAUAGCUGGACCCCCUGUGGGGCAGCUCGUACCUGUGACGCUCGAAGGUCAAUGAUGGUGUGUGUCUCUGAGGUUCACGUCUCUCUCUCGCUCUCUCUUUCUGUCUCUAGGAGCCGCGGCCUCCGUCACCAGCAACGCGGCAGAGAAACGCAGGCUGCAGCGGGUGGAGGGUGCGGUCGGGGGUGUGGACGGUGGGCGUGGCCGGAGGGGGUGUGGUUCGAUGUCACGCACGCCUGGCAGCGUCUCCCUUUUGCUGAGGAUCACCCGGACAGCACGCUGAGCGGAGCAUCCGAGUGGCUCCGCCCCCUCCGACGACUGGACGGAGAAGAGCGUGGGGAUGAGAGCGCAGGGCGGUCCUGUGCGUGUGAAAUGCACAGUGUGUGUACACGCUCCCUUCGCUCCUUGAUUCUCUUUUCUUUUCCCGUUGACCGCUUCCAGCCGCUGUUUAAUGAGCGUGUUUGGCCUGGGGAGGACUGGUUCGCUGCAGGUCUCCUGGAUGAGCACCCUGCGUCACCCCCAACUGAUUUACCUUGGACCUUUAUCUGUCCUCGCACCCGAGCCUCCCCCGGGUCGGAGCUCUUCCCUCUAUCCGCUCGUUCCCAAGGUCCUCCAUCUUUGCCGUAUUUGGGAGCGUUCUCCCCGCAGCGGUUCGUUUUCGCUGUCGUGUCCGUAGCAGCGCAACUCUGAACUCCGCGGCCGUCGCCCCCGCUGUUGGAGCGACGUUUACGAUUUACGGCAGAAUAACUCGUCCGGUUCCCCUUUUCCCACAAGCACAGCCGGAUCCUCCGCCGAGCGCUCCCAGGUUCCCUGCUCGACCACCGCCGGGGUGCUGCUUGCCUCUCUGGUUUCUCUCCCUGUCGGUUAAUCUCGGGGGCGAACCGCGCCCCCCGCAGGCCAGCGUGUGCAUCUGCGGGGAGAUGUUGCCGCGUUUCGCAUGGUCACACGGGCUGGAGAUGAUGACCUGCGGGAGACACUCUCAGCGGUUGAUCAUCCCAGUUACUGAUCGCUGGGAGAUUCUGUGAGAUGCACCGCGAACCAUAUUGCACAGUGUUUUGCCCUUAACCGCCGUCGCAUCCGAGCCGCGCAGCGACCGCUGUCCGGUUUGCCUUUACGCCACUUUCACAAGCGCGCUCCGGUUAAGGUCGAAUCCUUCGGCUCUGUGUCGGUAGCUCCCGAGGACUCGUUGCUCUGGGGUCUGUGGCGUCGCGAUCGACAUGGCGAACGGUCCCUGAAGGGCCGAGGGUGCGGGACAGGUGUCCGUCCUCCGUCUCCUCCUCAAAAUGCUCUCCGCGUGGACACCGUGGCGGCUCCGGGCUCCCCGUCUGUGACCCUCCGUCGGUCCGCUCUCUCCUGACCCUUCGUUCGUUCGAACCCCAGUCCCUGUGACACCGGCGAUGCCACCUGUCAGUAGGGGCGGGGCUGUCGGCGGCCCCUCUUCUUCCCCCCGCUCCCCUCCAACGUCCCGCCCGCUGCGCCCCGGCCGCUAUGUGCCCGUCUCUGCGGCGGCCGCCUUUCUGGUGGGAUCCACUACACUCUUCUUCUGUUUCACGUGUCCCUGGCUCGCCGAGCACGUCUCCGUGGCUGUGCCCAUGUACAACGGCGCCGUCUUCCUCUUCGUUCUCGCCAACUUCUGCAUGGCCACGUUCAUGGAUCCCGGCGUCUUCCCCCGAGCGGACGAGGACGAAGACAAGGAGGACGACUUCCGCGCGCCGCUCUACAAGACGGUGGAGAUCCGCAGCAUCCAGGUGCGAAUGAAGUGGUGCUCGACCUGCCGCUUCUACCGGCCGCCGCGCUGCUCCCACUGCUCCGUGUGCGACAACUGCGUGGAGGAGUUUGACCACCACUGCCCCUGGGUGAACAACUGCAUCGGCCGCAGGAACUACCGCUACUUCUUCCUCUUCCUGCUCUCGCUGACGGUGCACAUCAUGGGUGUGUUUGGCUUCGGUCUGCUCUUCGUCCUGCACCACACACAGCACCUAGACCGCCUGCACGCCGCCGUCACCAUGGCGGUCAUGUGUGUGGCCGGACUCUUCUUCAUCCCCGUUGCAGGACUCACCGGUUUCCACAUCGUACUGGUGGCCCGAGGGAGAACCACCAACGAACAGGUGACGGGGAAGUUCAGGGGCGGAGUCAAUCCCUUCACCAACGGCUGCUGGAGGAACGUCUCCCACGUGCUGUGCAGCUCCCAGGCCCCCAGGUACCUGGGCAGGCAGAGGAGAGCCCCGACAGCGCUCGUCCGGCCCCCUUUCCUGAGACCGCCCCUCUCGGAGGCCCAGCUGGCUGCCAAGGUGUUGGACAACGGCAUCCAGGGCGACCUGCACCUGUCCAAGAGCAGUCUGGAGGCGGAGAGCCAGUCGGCCGAUGCGGACCCGCCUCCGCCGCCCAAGCCAGAGUUGAGAUACCCCGCUUUGUCCCGAGGCCAGGUGUCCAUGGGCUCCACGGAGGAAAGCAGCUUGCUGAACAAGGCUCCUCCCACUCCGACGAUGUACAAGUACCGUCCCGCCUACAGCAGCCCGGGGAAGAGCCGCUCGGGUCUGGCGCACUCCUACUCCAGCAAGAUGAACCAAGGCGACGGCCUCAAGGAGGUGCCGUCGCUCCUGCGCUCGAGCCAGCAGUCGGGCUACCGCUCGGAGCCCAGCCUGGACGGGCGCGACGACGACGCCGCCGACCACAGCGAGCGCGAGCGCAAGGCCGGGGGUCCGGGCGCCGCCGGGGGACAGGCGGGGGGGAUUUCCGGCUACUCCCUGGGGGGGCACUCCUACCCCUCUUUCUCGGAGCCCGCGGUGCUGUCGGGCGGGGCGUCGCGCUCCUCCGGCGUGCGGUCCGCCCACGUGGCCCAUAAUGCCUCGGGGCCGCUACCGCCGGAGAGCAUGGCCUCCGCCAGCUACAAGAGUUUGGCCAACCAGACGCCGCGCAACGGGAGCCUGUCCUACGACAGCCUGCUGACGCCGUCCGAGGGCCCCGAUUUGGGCCGCGCGGCCCCCGAGCUGUCGCCAGGCCGUCGGCGGCCUCACCCCCACGCCCAUCCCCACACGCACCCGCACCCGCACCCGCAGGCGCGUCACGCCCCCCUGCUGGGCUACAGCUCUCCCUUCCUGUCGGCGCAGAUCGCUCAGCAACGAGAGCCCGAGCUGCACCAGGCCUCGUCCGCCCCGCUCUCGUCCCCGCACAAGGCGUACCUGCGCACGGGCAGCCCCCCUCCGCUGCCGCCGCCGGACCCCUGCCGCCCCCCUCGCUUCUCUCGCCCGGCGCUGCUGUCCGACUCGCACCCGUACGCCUACCGCGCUCGUUCCCUGGGCUCGCAGGACCCCCCGCGGUCCCCCGUGUCCCCGGCCCCCGCGCCGCGCCCGCCCCCCCUAGGGAAGUCCCUGUCCUACUCGAGCGCGGCGGCGGCCGAGAUGCAGUUCCGGCUGGUGCGGAAGGCGUCGGCGGGGGCUGGGAUCCAGGCUCCAAAGGACGAGGUUCCCGUCAAGUCCUACGGCCGGGCGAACGGCCAGCCCGGAGGAGCGCGCCCCCCGUCUCCCCACCGCUCCGCGUCGUCCCCUUCUUCGCCGUCCCACCCAGCGAGCCCCGGCCAAGCCGAUCGCAGCAGCCCUUCCUCGCACGGUCCCACCCCCAGGCAGGGGGGCAGGGUCAAGAAGGUGACGGGCGUCGGUGGAACCACCUAUGAGAUUUCAGUGUGACUGUCAGACCGUUGCAGGAAGGGGGGGGGGGUUCCACCCUCCUCCCUCUUCCCUCGAUGCGUGCACCCCUGCUGAGGCGGGGGAGGAGCAGCUCUUACCUUUUGGGCUCUUUAUCUCCUCGUACCUGUACUGUCCUUGUGGCCUCCGCCCCCGGGAGCCACUGGUGAAGAAGCUCCAGGAGGGGCUCGAACCGUCAGCACCUUUCGGCCGUUGGGUUCUGCCGGACGAACAAAGUUAGCAGAGGGCUGCUAGGGCGACGUGCUUCGCCUCGACUCCGUAAGAGGGACAGACUGGGAGACUUGUCAGCUGUCUUGCUGUGGUCACUGAUGCUUUUUUUUUUUUAAAGGUGUGUGCGUGCGUAUGUAUAAAGGAGCAGAAGAACCGCUACGAGCUGCACGGUUUUGGACCUUUGAGGAAUGACCUUGACCACAGCCCCGUGCUGCUGAGUGGCUGAAGGACCCUUUUUUGAAUGCAGAUUGGACGAACCAGGCAUGAAGUGCAGCUUUUUCUCUUCUGGCGGCAGCGAGGAGGGCGGAGCCUAACAAACCCAUCUAGACAUUACAGCUGGGAGUCUGACGACCACCAGUGAAGUAUUUGUUUUAAUGUUAUUUUUACAUACAUUUAUACAGGUGGAGUCAGCCAGUGGCUGCGGAGGCAACACGUGGGUGUGUGUGCGCGCGCGUGUGGUUUAGUCUGCUGGAAUCCAAGUGACAAACUUCAGCGUUAAAAUGCAAACACCCUGCAUCUGAAAGCCAGUCUGUGGCUAAGGGGACGCAGUCCGUUUUAAACUGUGUCCAGACGAACACGGGGGUGGUGCAGGGACACCGCCGAGAGGAGGAAACAUUUUUUCGUUACGCUGUUCAUUCCUGUAAAAUUGUGCUUGAACAAGAGCACCCGUGGAAGCCGAGCAGGCGCUGCGGACAGCAGCGGGCCCAGCACCUACCAUGGUUAAAAACAAGGAGGAAGUGAGGUUUCGAUGUACCGCGUAUUGUUGUUAGUAGCUGAGGGUUGAUAAUAAACUUUGUAAAAUGCACUGAACUGUGGCCUCUUCCCUCUGAGCCUGUAGUGACGGGUCAGCUGGCCUUUCACCUGUGUGUGUCAGACUGAGCUUCGCUUCGCCGCCCCGCCCCGCCCCAUCACCUC
Scleropages formosus (Asian bonytongue) is the source of this 5772-nucleotide messenger RNA. RefSeq names its product palmitoyltransferase ZDHHC5-like. The record is from RefSeq and is a predicted model, not a curated record. Gene Ontology annotation, biological process: protein palmitoylation. The coding region runs from base 2341 to 4629 and encodes 762 amino acids. The transcript has 12 exons. Gene Ontology annotation, molecular function: palmitoyltransferase activity. Lineage: Eukaryota; Metazoa; Chordata; Actinopteri; Osteoglossiformes; Osteoglossidae.